CCCGCCCCCGACGACAUGGCCGUCGCGUCCGCGUGGGCCAAGCCCGGCUCGUGGGCCCUCGCCGCCGAGGAGCAGGACGACCUGCCCCCGCCGCCGCCGCCCGUCCCGGCCGCCGACUUCCCCUCCCUCGCCACCGCCGCCACCACCAAGGUCCCCAAGAAGAAGAAGCCCCAGCCCGUCUCGCUCGCCGACUUCAACAGCGGCAGGUUCGUCGCGCCGGCCUACCGCGGGCCCAGCCACGACGAGAUCCUCAGCCUCCCCACUGGCCCCCGCGAGCGCACCGCCGAGGAGCUCGCCAACGCCGGCCGCGGCUUCGGGGCGCGGUGGGGCGGCGCCGGCGCCGGCGCAGGCGGCCCCCGCGGCGACGACGAGCCCCGCCGCGGCGGAUCUGCCUCCCAGGACUUCGGCCCGUCGCGCGCCGACGAAGCCGACGACUGGGGCGCCGGCAAGAAGCCGCUCGAGAGGAGAGAGCGCAUGGGAGGGUUUGGCGGGGACUCGUCGAUGUCGCGUGCGGACGACGUCGACGACUGGGUCUCCACCAAAAGGGCGGCGCCCCCCGCGCCCAUGGAGCGGAGGGACCGUGGCGUGGCGUUCGGGGGCGACUCGCACUCCCGCGCUGAUGAUUCUGCGAGCUGGGUCUCCAACAGGGGUUACUCCGCGCCGCCGCCACCGCCUUCCGACAGCCGUAGGGGCGGCUCAGUCUGGGGUUUCAACAGGGAUGGAGGCCCAGACGCCGACUCUUGGGGGAGGAGGAGGGAGGAGGGUGGUUCAACCGGUGGUGCCCGGCCACGCCUGAAUCUGCAAAAGCGGACCUUGCCGCUGGCUAAUGGCACUGAUGGAGAGGGUAAGGAGGAUAAUAAGGAGGAGGAGGAGAAAGGAGAGCUGCAAGUGAAAAGCAGGUCGUCAAACCCAUUCGGCGCAGCCCGCCCUCGCGAGGUGGUUCUUGCUGCCAAGGGAGAGAUCGUGAGGAAGGAGGAUGAGAAGGAAGAGGAGACGCUGGAAAUUCAGCCCAGGACUAGGACUUCGAACCCGUUUGGCGCUGCCCGCCCACGUGAGGAGGUACUUGCUGCAAAGGGUGAGGAUUGGAGGAAGAUUGAUGAGAAGCUUGAGGCCAUGAAGGUGCGUGACGCACCACCUGAGAGGAGGUCCUUUGGGAGGAGAGGUUCCCCUGUCAGAGGAGAGGAGAAUGAGAGCCAUCCACUACCAGAGAGCCGCGUCGAGAGAGCCUGGAAGAAGCCUGAUGCAGUUGAGGCUGUUAGAGAAUCUGAAGAAGGGUCAGAUAAGCCUGAUAAAGUUGAGCCUGCGAGAGAAUCUGAUGAAGGAUCUGAUGUUACCGCAGAGGCUGUGCCAGCAAAUUAAUCUAUUCCCAGUACAUGCGAUGAGGGCACUUGGGAACCCAAGGAUUAAAGAUCUCUGAUAAACAUACUAGCCGUUCUAAUUUUUUUGCUGCUUGUGUGCUACAGUACACCGAGUCAAUUUUGCGUCUCUGUUUCUUUAUCUUUUUUAGUCCCCGUCAAUCGUAAUUUAUGGUAUUGAGAAUUUUGAUCUCGAACUUAGGUCUUAAGUCGUAGUCGCAAUAGUAGCAAUUCAUUCUAUUGUAUCUGGGUGUCAUGCUAUGUUGACAUGGUGAUGAUUUAUCGAUGAAAUAGUGCCUUUUCAACGUUGCUGUGGAGAUGCGGAGUGGUAGCA
Molecule: messenger RNA, 1689 nt
Organism: Oryza brachyantha (malo sina)
Lineage: Eukaryota; Viridiplantae; Streptophyta; Magnoliopsida; Poales; Poaceae
Product: eukaryotic translation initiation factor 4B3
Exons: 2
Coding region: 16-1359 (447 amino acids)
Molecular function (GO): mRNA binding; translation initiation factor activity
Source: RefSeq, a predicted model, not a curated record